GGUCUCAAAUGUUCAAAAAUUAUUUGGACAUCUGAUCAUGGCUUAUCACAUGCUCAUGUUCUGCUCCUUCCAUGUGGUAAUAUUUAUUAUUUUCAAUUUUGCUACAACAGCUUUGGGAAAUGGUGUAAAUGUCUGCACCUACACCUCAGUGGGUACUAGGACUGCCAGCUACCAAGACAGAUAUUAUUGUGGAGUUUGGGGAUGGUCAAGGUGUGCAAGAACCCGUUACUAUACUAAAACAUUCACCAAUUACUAUUAUAAGUGCUGUCCAGGUUGGAAGAAAAUUAAUGGACAAUGUGUAGAUCCUAUAUGCAGUCCCAACUGUCAGAAUGGUGGAACAUGCAUGAGACCAAACUAUUGCCGUUGCCCAGCUACACAUUAUGGCUCCCACUGUCAAUAUAGUCAGUGUUCCUGGAAGUUCCCAUGUUACCCUGGUACUUGCAGUUCUGGUACUAACUGUAGGUGUACACCUGGAUUUGGAGGAGCCCACUGUGGAAAUAUUAUCAGUGCUUCACAGAGCCCAACCAUAAUGUCUUGUAAGGCAACCAUGAGUGACCGGACAGGAAGUAGGGAUCACUUAGAGGCAGUGGCCAGCUGCCCAUCUAAAACAACAGUUUAUGUGAAGAAACAGGAUUGGAACCACAUGAGAAUAGAGUGGUCAAGCAGAUACAAGUUGACCACAGCACCAACUCGUCCUUCUUACAUUAGGGGUAUACUGCUUGGAAUUGUGGGAGGAAGUGCUCACCUGAGGUGGCACAGUCAAGAUGGAAGAUACCUUUUUGCUCAAACCCUUCCCUGCAAAAAUGGUGAUAGUGAAAAUAAGCCUAAUCAAGGCAACUCCAGUUGCACAGUUGAAUACAGUUUUCCUAGACAUACGUUAGAGCAUGGAGACAGGUUGGAAGUGGGUAUAUCAAGCAAGAAUGGAGGCUACAAGGCUGUGUUUAAUACAGAUACUAAUUCAGUUACAAACAAUGUGAUCAAAGGACAAGAAGCAACCAGAAAUUUCACUUAUAUUUUCGACUUUGAGGAACCAAAGCACAUUUGUCGUGACCUGGGAAAAUGUCCUGAAAAAGACUCUGAUUUAAUGACUUAUGUGGCAAAAAAUGAAACCCAGCCUCAGCUGGAGAUCCAGUGGGCUAACUGGAUAGAUGUGACAUCUGGUAUUGAGAAGUACGUCUACACCAUUAUCCGUGGUACCAUACAAGGUGGUUCACCUGUGCACACUGGGGAAUGGAGAAGUGGCAAUCCGUGGCCAAUAUACAUUGUGAAUACAGGAACUUAUGCUGUUCUUCUGAAAGUUGUGGACAAAGCUGGAAAUGAGGCAACUGUAAAAAAAGAGAUCAAUGUUGCUGAUCACCUGCCCACCAUUAGUCCAAAUUUUUGUCACAGCCAGAACUGUUACCCAGGAUUCUGUGUCCCUGACACUGGAAAUUGUAUCUGCACAGCUGGAUUUAGUGGGGACAACUGUAAUACAAUUAGUGGAGCUAUCCAAGAUCCUACCAUCAAGACAAUACAGAUUAUGCUGAGUGCAAAUGACAGCGCUCCCUUUGUGUAUGAGAAUGCAGCAGAAGAAUCAAAUGUCAUCAAUCUGUACACCAAUAAGCUUGACUUGGCAGAUUUGAAGUUAUCAUGGGAUGCUGCAUACAGAAUGAUAGGGGAUUUGCCAUCAUGGCCACCAUUUGUAUCCGAUUUCAAGUUAGGACUUGUUUCUUCUAAGGCUGAAAUAGAAAUCGAGUCAGUUGGAGGCAGUGCCAAAAAAGAGGCCACUCUAGACUGCCUUAAAGCUGACACCUCUUUGGAGUCCUUUGUAUCCUGCAGCCAAACCCACAGACUGUCUGGGUCUAGAAAAGACCGUGACAAACUAAAAAUUGCCCUCAAAGCUAGCAAUGGUGGCCACAAGAUUGUUUCUGGGCAAAAUGUUAAAUACCAAGGAAAAACAGUUCAGCGCCAAAUCAACAUCCACUAUGAUACUGAGCCUCCGUAUUAUAACUGUGCUGCUGGCACUGGAAAAUGUGAAGAUGAAGAAUUGAAAGUAGCAGUUGGACAACAAAUUAGUGUUACUAAGAAAGAGAUACUUCUGACCAUAUCAUGGGGUGAUAACUGGAAGGAUACAUUGUCUGGUAUUGCUAAUUAUCAUUACUUCAUAUACACCUACUUAAGCACCAAAGAAACAGGAUUGGGACAAGCCCCUCUUGCAAAUGGCUCUUGGACAGCUGGAGACAGGUUUCCAAUAUAUGAUGUGAAAAGCGAUAAAGCUGCAUUUACAGUUGUGCUCCAAGUGCAGGACAAGGCUGGGAAUAAUAUUAGAGUGAGACGUGAUAUUGACUUGACCAGUCCAAGAGUGUCCGCUUUACUUGGAAAUGGGCCAAGUGAUCAGGGCGAGGAUAAAAGCGGACUUCUAACAUUGCCAAUCUUCUUUAUGAUCCUGGCUGUUAUUGUGGUGGGUCUGGGAGCUGUGGCAGUAGUUCGUCGGAGGCGUGGUCAUCCUUGGUUAUGGAAAGAUGAAAAGUUGAAAUUCUGGCGACCAAAAAACAGGCAGGGAAAUGAAACUGUGGGUUACAAUAACUACACAUACGAUGUAGAUGAAGACCAAGGCAUUUACUAUGAGAGUGAGGCAUUUGGCAGAAGUGUGGAGAUUUCAAGCAGCCAUAUUGUUCUGGGAGAUACACUCUGCAAUGGCCAUUUUGCUAUAAUAAGACAUGCUGAGUGGACUCCUGAUAGACAGAAUUCUAUGGCAGUUAUUGCAAAAGUGUUGAAAGGUUAG
Lingula anatina is the source of this 2764-nucleotide messenger RNA. RefSeq lists its product as uncharacterized. Gene Ontology annotation, molecular function: transmembrane receptor protein tyrosine kinase activity; ATP binding. Gene Ontology annotation, biological process: multicellular organism development; positive regulation of kinase activity; protein phosphorylation. NCBI's taxonomy places the organism in Eukaryota, Metazoa, Brachiopoda, Lingulata, Lingulida, Lingulidae. Gene Ontology annotation, cellular component: plasma membrane; signaling receptor complex. The record is from RefSeq and is a predicted model, not a curated record.